Molecule: messenger RNA, 1773 nt
Organism: Phytomonas sp. Hart1
Lineage: Eukaryota; Euglenozoa; Kinetoplastea; Trypanosomatida; Trypanosomatidae
Source: the annotation of a GenBank genome assembly
AUGGCAUACAAGCAAGACAUCCUAGACAAAUAUAGAUCGGAUGCACUUGCUGGCAAGCCUUUUCUUUGUGCUACUUGUCCCUAUUGCAAUGGACAACGGGAUGCUUCGGUAAAGUAUAUUCACCCUUCAACCAAACCCAAGAAUUCGUGGGAUUUUUGGAACCACGUCCUUGGACGUAAGUACCUACUUGUGCAGUCCAAGAUGGCUCGUCAUAACUUUGACUUGCGCCCCCACGGUCUCCCACACAGGGGCGAAGGGGAGCAUAGGGCGGAUGCCCCCAUGUUUGUGGUAGGACCCAUGGUUGACCAAAGCGAACUGCCUUUUCGCAUGCUUUGUAGAGAAUACGGCGCCACACUGGCCUACACACCUAUGCUACACGCUAAGUGUUUCAAGGAAAGCGCGAUGUAUCGCCGGAAAUUUUUUACAACCACUCCUAUCGAAAGGGUUAGCCAGUACGUAGCAUCCGCCACGGCUGCUGAAGCAGGCGUACAGAGUUUUGAUAAGGCUGAACGGCUAUCUACUCACGAUCAACCUGGCAGGCCGCAUCCUGAUUGUGGAAUGAAUUCUGACCGAGGUGCUGAUCGAGAUUCCCUUGUAGAUAGACCAUGCAUAGUUCAGUUUUGUGGACAUGACCCAGAGACCGUUUUGGAAGCUGCACGUCUUGCGGUGCGAGGCGAAUAUGUGGACCUGAACCACCCAGAUGGUAUUUACCAUGUCUCUGCCAAUCGUCCUGAUGGGAAUUUUACACCGAAUAAAGAGACUGAUGAAGAUAAAGAGGAAAUAUUUUAUCAAUGUGAUGCGGUUGAUAUCAACUUAGGCUGUCCACAGGGUAUUGCGCGCCGCGGUCACUACGGUUCCUUUCUCAUGGAGGACUGGGAUCUUAUCCAUACGAUCAUUCAUACACUACAUGUUGAGCUGGAGGUGCCCGUGACUGCCAAAAUACGUGUUUUUGACUACUCAGACACUACGAACUCAACCCCAGUCAAUGAAAAUAUCGAGUCUAAAUUAGAUGAGUUGCUUACAAUUUACUACGCACAGAUGAUUCGAGAUGCGGGGGCGCAGUUGAUAUGUGUGCACGGCCGAACACGUGCGAUGAAAGGACAAAACAGCGGCCUGGCCGAUCUUGAGCUCAUUCGACGUGUUCGCUUAGCCCUGGGUGGGACCAUUCCGGUUAUCUCCAACGGUAACGUACUGUGCUACCAGGACGUAUUGAAGAACUUUGCUCAAACAGGAUGCGAGGGGUAUAUGUGUGCUGAACCGCUGCUUUGGGAUCCGACGCUCUUUAGUAAUCCUGACCACCCCGUUUUCUCUGGACGUCUUUAUGGCGCCAACAAAAAAGCUCGUUUAGCGGCUAUAGACACCGCACUAAACUACAUGCGCUGGCUGCGGCGCUGCCCGGCUGACGUAGGCAUCAUUAAAACCCAUCUUUUUAAGAUGUGCUACCACAGCUAUGAGUUGCACCCAUCUUUCCGUGACUUUAUGGCUAAUUUUAAAACUCGUCUGAAUUCGGUUCAGGAGGAUGAGACCUGUGUUGUGGAUGCCGACCAGGGGACCUCUGAUAGUUUCGAGGAAAAAAGCCUUGAGGAGGACGUUACCGCAUUUUUUAAUCAAGUAGAAAUCCUUGAAAACCACCUACAAACGCUUGCAAAAGUGGAGAUUUCUUCUAAUGUGGAAGGGGAGCAGCCAAAAACAGCUAAAGAGCGAAAGGCGGAGUCACGAAUGCAGCAGGUUGAUUUUUUUGAAGGAGAAGGUUGCCUUGGGUUUGAUUUUUAA